Molecule: messenger RNA, 1606 nt
Organism: Vespa crabro (European hornet)
Lineage: Eukaryota; Metazoa; Arthropoda; Insecta; Hymenoptera; Vespidae
Product: arginine/serine-rich coiled-coil protein 2-like
Exons: 4
Molecular function (GO): 3'-5' exonuclease activity; 5'-3' exonuclease activity
Source: RefSeq, a predicted model, not a curated record
AAGGACCGAGUGAAUGAGCGAGAGAGAGCGAGAGAGAGAGAGAGAGAGAGAAAGAGAGAGAGAGAGAGAGAAAGAGGAAGAGAGAAACAGAGGGUGAUCCUCGAAAAUUCGAACGGGAACAAAAGCUUUUUCCUUUCGUAUUGUUUUCUUUUUUUCUUUCUCUUUCCUUUCCUUUUUUCUCUCUUUUAUUCCCUUCGAUACGAGCUUCCCGUCGUAAAAAUUUACGAAUGUACUAAUUACAAAUUCUCUAAUGUAACUUUGACCUGCAUUUGUAAAAUAUCUGAUUAUAAUGAAGUGUGGUUCAUGUUAGAAGAGAUUUUCGUUAAUUCACUUUUAUUGGUAUCCAUCUGUCCGUUCACCCUGGUCAGUGAGGUAUUUGAGCUCUUCACCAUGGAUUCAAAACGGCAUGAAUGCAGCGCCAGGUCACACACAGACUCACCACCUACUCCACCCUCACCUCCCCUGUAUAGCUCAAGUUACACAACGCAUGACAACUACAAAAGCAGAACAUCUCGUCGAUCGCCUUCGCCUACAGACUACAGGAGCAGUAAAUCUUCCCGGAAUGAAUCGCCACCGGAUAGACGAAGAAGGAAAAGGAGUACUUCCAGACCUUCUCCAAUCCGAUCUCACAGACGAUCUCGUUCGAGUGACAGAGACAAAGAUCGGGAUAGAGACAGGGACAGGUCACGGAAGUAUUCACGAAGAGAUAGAUCAAGAUCUCGAUCAAGGGGAAGGUCUCGUUCAAGAGAUAGAAGACGCAGUCGUAGCAGAAAUAGAAGUAGAGACAGGCACAGAUAUAGAGAAAGUCGUAGACAUCAUAGAGCACCAUCGUAUGAAUCUGAUGCUUUUGAAGAUCAUGCAGAUACGGUUGUAGCACAACAACAGCCCGUUCCACAGCCAAAUGCCUUUAAAAAUGAUGGAAGUUUUAUGGAAAUGUUUAAAAAAAUGCAAGAACAAAUGCAACCUGCACAACAACCAACAACUUCUGUUCUCGAGGAAAAGCCAGUAAUACCACCACCUUUGAUGGUUGGAAAAAGACGAGGAGGAAGAAUCCUAAAAACUGGAAUGGUUGCAAAGCCAAAGACUGAGCAAACUGUUGAACAGCCCAAGGAUGCAUGGUCACUUUAUAUGGCAGAAGUGAAAAAAUAUCGUGAAGUUUGUUGUCAGGAAGAGGAUAAUACUAGACCAUUGGUCAAAUAAUUAAUUUUUUUCUCUUCUUUGUCGCCUCAUUAUUCCUAUAACAAAUGUGCUGUGAACGAUUAAUUUUUUUUUAUUUGACUUUCUAAUGAUUGAAACAUUAUGUGACAUUCACGAAUAUCGAAUGGUAAUUUAAUAACAUACUUUGCACUUAAGUAAUUUCAAUAUAUUUUUUAAGGGUAUGAGAUAUGACUUUUGAAACGAAAUUAAUUUUUAAUCAAAUCUAUAUAAUAUCUGUAAUAUGCUAAUUUGAAACUGUAUAUGAAUGCCUUUAUAGACAAAGUAUAUUAUUUAAACAAUAUUCUUAUGUAUGAAAGAGAGAAAGAGACUAUAAAAAAAAAAAUGAAAUUGUGAUAGUGAUUAGAUGAGGCAAGAGACAUAUGGCCUAGAGCGAGGGACUGUAUACAAA